AUGAAAAAUAUCCAAUUGGUAUUAUUAAUUGCCCUUUUUGGGUUUGCAGCUGCAGACAUAACUAUCUAUAAAUCAAAGAGAUGCGAAUGUUCCUCAUUUAUCAAGUCAGAGUGUGAUAAAUGGUAUGAUUGCAAAUGGAAUGAAACAUCUUGUUUAGAGAAGGAAUGCAAAGAUUACACAACAGAAGACAAAUGUACUGGAGAAUGCCAAUGGAAAGGUGGAAAAUGCAUUGAUGAGAAGAAAGAAUGUGAAGAUAUGCCAAAUGAAGAAAGCUGUUCAAAUAUGGCUGAAUGUGGUUGGAAAGAUAACAAAUGCAUUGAAUUUACUCAAUGUUCAGAUUUCACUGUGACAAAGGCCGAAAGAUGCUCUGUCUUGUAGGGUGAAAAUGGAGAGAGAUGCUAAGCUAAAGGAGUUAGUGUGACUACAUUAUUCUACAAACAUUUAGCUGUUGCCGCUGGAUUUUAAUGUGAAAACAAGGUGUAUGUUGAUUGUUCCAAAUUUGUGACUGAAGCAACAUGCAAAGGAGAUGCAACUGCAACUGCCAAAUGUUAAUGGAAAAGUGACGGUAAAUGUUAUGCCUUUGAAUUAAAAACAUGCAGAGAUGCUGAUGGAUUCAAUCAAAUGUGCGAUCCUAAAUACUGCAAGAAAGAUGGAUAAAUGUGUGUGAAUAGAUCAUGUGCUGACAUUACCACUUAAGCCUAAUGCACAUCUUUACCAAAGAUUGACAGCAAUAAAUCCAUCUUAUGCAAAUGGGGUGCCGAUAAUAAGUGUGCAACUGCAACUGACGCUACUCAUUUAAAUGAACAAACUUGCAAUGAUGUUACCUUUGGUUCCUAUCAUUGGGUGACGAAUACUUGUCAAUAAUGCUCUUCCAAUUGGAUUCUAUCAAUCAUGUCAUUGAUUGUCUUGGUGGCCCUUAUUUGAAUGAAUUAUUCAUUAUUCAAUAUUGAACACAAAAC
Messenger RNA from Paramecium octaurelia, 959 nucleotides. Lineage: Eukaryota; Ciliophora; Oligohymenophorea; Peniculida; Parameciidae. The record is from the annotation of a GenBank genome assembly.